Messenger RNA from Aspergillus welwitschiae, 592 nucleotides. RefSeq lists its product as uncharacterized. The record is from RefSeq and is a predicted model, not a curated record. NCBI's taxonomy places the organism in Eukaryota, Fungi, Ascomycota, Eurotiomycetes, Eurotiales, Aspergillaceae. Bases 115 to 432 code for a protein of 105 amino acids. The transcript has a single exon.
UAGAUAUUGUCUUUUUUCUUUUUCAUUUUCCUUUUUUCCUUUUUAUUUGUUGGCUUUCCGAGUUCAUCUGCGCGCUUCGACAAUAGGGAUCAUUGGAGAAUCACGGUAUUGAUCAUGGUUGGGAUACAAUGGAACGGACUCUGUUGGGGGUGUUGGGGUAUUCCUUUUGAGCCAGCAAAAUUUCAACCAGCUACGACGGAUUUGGGACAUCUGCGAGGCACAUGGAUUGGGAGUCGUGCGUGCGACAAGAUUGUUCUGAGUGUCCAUAAUUCUUGUACUGUUCUUCAUAUUACUUAUACUGUUCUUCGUCUUGUGUUUACAUAUGCUUUCCCUGCGGGAUUUGUCGUUCUUUCCCUCAAAAGUCGAGACGUGAUUAUUGGUUUGGCCAGCCCGAUGCCUGCGUUCUCUCGUAUCGCCUUUCAGCGUGUGUGAUGUACAGCAUAGUCAGAGCUCAGCUGGGCAGGGGGUCAUGGGCGAUUGGGGUGUAGAUCAACUAUAUGAGAAUCCUUUCACUACCUAACCUGUGGAUAUCUAUGCAUUGGUCGUCGUGAUAAAUUGUGGGCGAUUAAAUUAAGGGUGCCAUUAGAGAGGU